Messenger RNA from Carassius auratus (goldfish), 2822 nucleotides. Its product is annotated as cadherin-7. Gene Ontology annotation, molecular function: beta-catenin binding; cadherin binding; calcium ion binding. The record is from RefSeq and is a predicted model, not a curated record. The transcript has 12 exons. Bases 345 to 2789 code for a protein of 814 amino acids. Gene Ontology annotation, cellular component: catenin complex; adherens junction; plasma membrane. Gene Ontology annotation, biological process: cell-cell junction assembly; cell-cell adhesion mediated by cadherin; multicellular organism development. Lineage: Eukaryota; Metazoa; Chordata; Actinopteri; Cypriniformes; Cyprinidae.
UGGCGCAGCAUCAAAUGCCUGAGAGGAUUUUUACUCGGCUCUCUGUCACAUCUUGACUUGAUCUGAGCUUCAACACGGAUCAGAUGAACCCAAGCACCUCUGAUGCCACCUGCGGCUGUUUCUCCACAUUCGGUGUCAGUAACUCCUCAUGUAGAAGAACCGUGAGGAAAUCGUCUUUUUGAAUGGCCUCAUUAUAAUCACAGCUCAAGGAUUUCUGAGCAUCAGAAACUUUGUAAAAACCACAAACUACAAGGGUUUGACAUUUCUUUCUCUGCAUUCCUGUGAUAUUUCAGAACAUUUGGGUUUCUGUUUUGUUUCUCAAAUCCGCCGUGGUAAUUCGUUAUAUGGCCCAGAUGAGUUUUCUCAUAUGCAGCACUGUCUGGUUUCUCACUGCCCAUCUCCUGCGAGACAACAUGAGCUGCUGGGGACUGAAAUCUGCUGACAGGACCCCUGACCGACCCCACAGUGACCCCAAAUAUUCAUGGGAUGCCCUGCAAAGACAGAAACGAAACUGGGUUUGGAAUCAGUUCUUUGUGCUUGAGGAAUACACAGGGACUGAUCCUCUGUAUGUUGGCAAGCUGCAUUCAGAUGUGGAUAAGAGUGAUGGAAAUGUCAAGUACGUGUUGACUGGAGAUGGGGCAUCUUCUAUCUUCACUAUCGAUGAGAAAACCGGGGACAUCCAUGCCACCAAACGCCUGGACCGAGAGGAACAGGGUUAUUAUACUCUGCGUGCUCAAGCGGUCGACAGCAAAACCAGUGCUCCGGUGGAGGACGAGUCUGAAUUUAUUGUGAAGGUCCAGGACAUCAAUGACAAUGAGCCCAAGUUUCUGGACGGGCCAUACACUGCAGAGGUGCCUGAGAUGUCUCCUCUUGGCACCAUGGUGGUUCAGGUGACAGCGACAGAUGCAGAUGACCCCACCUAUGGCAAUAGCGCCAGAGUUGUCUACAGCAUCAUACAUGGACAGCCUUACUUCUCUGUGGAACCCAAGACAGGCAUCAUACGGACAGCCCUGCCCAACAUGGACAGAGAGACGCGUAACCAGUAUGUGCUGAUCAUUCAGGCCAAGGACAUGGUGGGUCAGAUGGGUGGCCUGUCAGGUACCACCUCUGUGACAGUCACGCUCACUGAUGUCAACGAUAACCCUCCAUGCUUCUCUCGUAAAUCAUAUCAGUACUCAGUGCUGGAAUCUCUGCCUGUAGCAUCAGUGGUGGCCAAACUGAAAGCCGUGGAUGCUGAUAUCGACUCCAAUGCAGAGAUGGACUACCAUAUAAUAGAUGGAGAUGCACCCGGUGUGUUCAACAUCACCACAGAUGAAGACACACAAGAGGGAGUCAUCUUUCUACAGAGGCCUUUGGACUAUGAAACCAAAAGCAGUUUUUCUCUGAAGAUUGAAGCUACUAAUCGGAAUAUUGACCCUCAGUUUCUGACUUUUGGCCCCUUCAGUGAUACAGCAGCUGUAAAUGUUAUUGUAGAGGAUGUGAAUGAGCCGCCAGUAUUUUCCCCCCUGAUCAGAAAGAUGAUGGUUUCUGAGGCAGCGAGGGUCGGCACAGUCGUUGGUACGGUUUCAGCCUCUGAUCCAGACUCAUCCAGCAGUGCAAUCAGGUACUCCAUAGACCGAAACACAGAUAUGGAACGCUUCUUCAAUGUGGAUGCACUGACUGGUGUCAUCAGCACAGCCAAAGCCCUCGACAGAGAAUUCAAUUCAUUCCACAAUAUCACCAUAUUGGCCACCGAGAACCGGGACCCAUCUCAAGUUGGCAGAGGAAUCGCUCUAAUCCGAGUCAUGGACAUUAACGACAAUGCUCCAGUGUUUGCUAUUGAAUAUGAGACCCACUUAUGUGAAAAUGCAGCACCUGGACAGGUCAUUCAAACGAUCAGUGCUGUGGAUAAAGACGAGCCUCUCAGCGGCCAUCGUUUCUAUUUUUCUCUCGCUAUCUCUGCUUCCAAUGAUAACAACUUCACCCUCAGAGAUAAUAAAGAUAACACUGCAUCAGUGUUGACGAAGCACGCUGAUUUCCGCCGGCAAGACCAGUCGCUGUACCUGUUACCAGUGUUGAUUGUGGACAGUGGCAGUCCCGCCUUGAGCAGCACUAACACUCUUUCCGUGAGAGUGUGUGACUGUGAUGUGGACGGCAUUCCUCAGGCAUGUGGCACCAUUGCUUUCUCUCUUCCUGAGGGUCUCAGCACUGGAGCUCUGCUUGCUAUAAUGGGCUGCAUCAUCACACUUCUGGUUCUGAUGCUGUUGAUCAUGGCAAUUCUACGCAGACGAAAAGCACCUCUUUUCCUCGAGGAUGAGCGUGAUGUGAGGGAAAAUAUUGUUCGUUAUGAUGAUGAAGGAGGAGGUGAAGAAGAUACAGAAGCUUUCGAUAUGGUCACCCUGCGUAAUCUCAAUAUCAUACGUGAUUCAAAGAUCCAGGAUACCAGUCAAGAAACAGCCUCAGUCUACCCAUACUCAGCUUCUGCUAUCUCCAGGACAUCUUAUAAAACACUUCCUGACAACAUUUUCUUUCAAGAGUUUAUCUGGGACAGGCUAAAAGUAACUGAUGUGGAUCCCUCAGCACCUCCGUAUGAUUCACUGCAGACUUACGCGUUUGAGGGAAAUGGCUCCAUAGCAGAGUCUCUAAGCACGCUGGAAUUGCCAAGUUCAGAAUCAGAGCAGAGUUAUGACUACCUCAGCAACUGGGGACCACGCUUCAAAAAACUGGCAGACCUGUAUGGCAAUUUUGAAGGAAGCAAUAUUUCUCCUAGCCUUUCCUAUCACGGAGAACUUUGGCCUAUAAACAUUUGAGAACACAACAAUUGUUGUUGUUCUAAAUACAGU